AUGGCUGCCCACGCUGUAACAGGCUCGACUGCCUCCUUAUCCGACCUACCACUACCUUCAUAUGUGCAGUCUAACCAUAUUGAUCUCACCCUUGACGACGAUGACGACUCUUAUGGCCCCCAUACACCCCGUUUUGCUAAGCGUCCUCGCACAGAUCUUUCUGGGCCCCAACGCAAUGAUCAAUUCACCAACCAUCCUAAUCCAUACGAUGCAUCGACGUCCAGGGUGUCCCCAUUUACUUCGCCCCUUUCAAACAUCAAUCCGCCUUUUGUAAAAUCCAAUCUUGCCAAUCAUUCUACCCCGUAUCUCCCAACUGUUGCACCAAAUCAGUCUAUGUAUCGGCCAGCCUUCGCUGGGCCACCUCCCUACAUUAUUCCCCGUCCGCCACAAACCUCUAAUAUUACGGCUGACCGAAGCUCUUCCAUCACCUCUCCCCCGUCGUCUCAAUUGAUGCGGCAAUCUUUUUCAGAAGCACCUGCUCGUCAGGUCAUUGACCUUACAGGAUCCCCUUCGCCACCGCCAACCGAUUCUUUGAGCAACUCCAAAAUAUCAACUUUACCCCCUGAACUAGCACCCAAGACUCCUGUGUGCAUUGGUCAGCUCACCGUGACGGCACUUAUUUUGUACCCUGUCCCCUACCUCGUCCCGCAGGAAUAUGGCCGAAGCGAAGAAUGGGCUGCUGUGAGGCUACAAUACGAACAUAAUCCAAAUAAGCCUGGAGGAUCUGAAACUAUUCAUAUCAGAACCCCACACGGGAGGGGACCGAAUGGAGAAACCGUACCUGGAGAAGGAUUUGCGGUCAUUGAGCAGAAGGUCGCAACGGCGCUUGGGCCCAUGCUGGGUAAGGGACUCAUCAGGCUAGAUGCGAAAGUUAAGAAAGGGCCACCAAACCUUCCCAUUCUUCCUUUACAAAUGCUGGUUUACACCCCGAAGGGAAAUAUACCUGUUGUCGGCAGCUAUUUGAAGGAAUCCGGUCUUUUUCUUGAUCAUCCCUCACCUCCAUAUGAUAUCCAUCGACUUUCAAGUUAUCAUUACCACAAUCCGCACAAUCCUCCUCCAGGUGGUUACAACCGCGCUGUCUUUGUGCCAAAUCGGAUGAAUGUGGGGCCACAAAGGGAGAACGUACGGUGGAGCACACCAUCCAUGGUGGGCAAGAGCGUUGAGGUUCAAAGAAGUCAAGUGGACGAACUGUUCAAGAGUUUGAAAGAUGGUGACGAGCUCGAAGAAACCGAACCCUCUGCUGAUGUAGCCACUCAACUCUAUCCUCAUCAGAAGAAGGCUCUAACCUUUCUUUUGGAACGUGAACGCGAGAAGACUGGUGUAGAUGGCAAUUAUUCUUCGCUGUGGCAACAAAGACAGCACCCAUUGUCACGCCAAAUCAGUUGGUUUCAUAUCGUCACACAGAAAGAGAUUUUUGAAGAGCCACGCGAGGCUAAAGGCUCGAUUCUUGCGGAUGAUAUGGGACUAGGGAAGACAAUCACUUGCGUUUCCCUCAUUGCCGCAACGCGCGCUGCUUCACAUGCUUUUGCAGCAUCUCCCCUUGAACCAAUCCCUCCUCCACCUCGUGAAACUGAGCAUCCAGAUGCUUCCCAUUUUUCUGGGACUGUUUGGGGAAUGCCCGACGUUGUUGAUGCCCCUCAGACGUUAAACAAGGGCAAGGCAAAGGCAAAUAAGUCACUGGACAAGCUCGAAGCGGAUUACGCAAGAUCCUGUCGUAUCAAGGCAAAGAGCAGGGCCACUUUAAUUAUAUGCCCCCUUUCGACUGUCUCCAACUGGGAGGAUCAAUUUCGCGAGCAUUGGAAAGGAGAUGUCGUGGUUUUCGGAGGCAGCGGAGGUACUUGCAUACCGUCCAAUUCUGCGCCACCUUGCAGCCAACCCAGCCUGUUUUCAAACUCAAUGCUCAUCGACACUAAACCGGUUGCCCCUUCCCAGACAGGCAACCCCCUGCGGAUCUACAUUUAUCAUGGAAACGCGCGCCGACCCGAUCCCGCUUUUUUGGGCGAUUUUGACGCUGUGAUCACGACCUACGCUACCCUUGCAUCAGAAUUUUCAAAGCAAAAUAGAAGUACAGCAACAGCAGAUGAUGAUGAAGACGAUGCUGGGAGUAGUGACGGCGUGGGUGGUGUCGAUAUUGAUGAGUAUGGGAAUCAAGUGCUGCGGUUGCCAAAGUCAAAGAAAACGGGAAUGAAGCGAAAGAAAUCCAACAUCUUCACUAGCGGCGCAGAGGUUACAAGCGCUUUACAGAGCAUACACUGGUUUCGAGUCGUACUAGACGAGGCGCACUCUAUCAAGGAGACAGGCACCGUCGGAAGUCGCGCAUCCUGCGACUUGGUGGCUGAUCGACGUUUAUGUUUGACUGGAACGCCAGUGCAAAAUAAGUUGGACGACGUGUUCGCCCUCAUUAAAUUUUUGCGGCUGGAACCAUUUGAUGACAAAAAUACAUGGACUGAGUACAUCGGAAGCCCCGUGAAGUUUGGACAGGCUCUUGGAGUUGCUCGGCUACAAACCAUCAUGAAAUGCAUAACGCUUCGUCGCACCAAAGAAACAGAGACACAAGAUGGAAAAAAGAUUCUGGCUCUUCCUCCUCGUCGCGAUGAACUUCGAUACUUGAAGUUUGAUCCCCAGGAACAAGAGAUCUAUGACCAGUUUUUCAAUGAGUCAAAAGCUGAGUUCAACGAUUUGUCGACGAAGAACGAGGUUAUGAAGAACUACGUCGGGAUUUUGCAAAAGAUUUUACGUCUCCGUCAAAUAUGCGACCAUUUCGAACUGGUCCAGGGGAAAAGCGUUACUCGGGAGGAUCAUGGACAAGAUGCAACCGCAGCUUGCGAGGACCUCGUUUCCGACAUCGCCCAGGAAGGCUUCAAUCUUGCGCACGCGUUGUCUAUAUUUGCCAUUUUGCGCGAAUCUGCGACUACGCAGUGCGUGGAAUGCGGCGCGGAGCUUGGUAUAUCGCCAGAUCUUCAAGGAGACGGCCUUGAUGGCGAUGGUCCUCCUAUGGCUAAGCGCGGAAGAAAGGCCAAGGGCUCGAAUUCACGCGGACCCACCCGUGCCAAUAGUCCAUCUUCCUCCCGACCUAUUCUAACACGUUGCCAACAUCUCUUUUGCUUUGAAUGCUAUCGCAACUCUGUCUGUCCGGGAUGGCCAAAUGUAUCUCCAGACAUCAGACGAUCAUGUUCCGCAUGUCAGACGGGCCUUUGUCCCUCGGACGCUGUCGAAAUCAAAGCAGACGUCGUGGCCGAUCAGAUACCAAGGAAGAAGACACAAAAACGCGAGAAGAGGCAGAAAGGCAUUCCGAUAGAAAAUUUUCACCCGUCCACGAAAGUUCGGGCGCUGUUGCAAGACUUAGUAGAAUUUUCGAGGAUGAAUCCAUAUUCGGCCAACUAUGACUCGGAAGUGCAGGUAAUUGACGGACAAGGAAACCACUUGGAUAGCGGCGUCGUGAAGACAGUCGUUUUCUCUCAAUGGACCACUAUGCUCGAUAAGAUUGAGGACGCUUUAGAAGUCGCUGGCAUUAGAUAUGAUCGUUUAGACGGGACCAUGAAAAGAGAUGACCGGACGAAAGCCAUGGACGCAUUAAAAACCGACCCUGGCUGUGAGGUUCUUCUCGUCAGUCUCAAGGCGGGGGGUGUUGGCUUGAACCUCACCGCUGCCCAACGGGUGUAUUUGAUGGAUCCUUACUGGAAUCCUGCUGUCGAGAAUCAGGCAGUGGAUCGCAUUCAUCGCCUAGGUCAAACUCGUCCAGUAACAACCGUGAAACUAAUUAUCGAAAACUCCAUCGAAGCUCGCCUACUGGAAGUUCAAAAGAAGAAGACAGCACUAGCAAACAUGACCCUCGGUCAGAACUUCAGCAAAUCGGACCUAUUGGCGCGUCGACUGGAAGAAUUAGCUCAAUUAUUUAGUACUAAUAAUUCCACUGGUGGUAGUAUGGUAGAGUCUUUUUAG
Messenger RNA from Laccaria bicolor S238N-H82, 3942 nucleotides. RefSeq names its product SNF2 family DNA-dependent ATPase. Lineage: Eukaryota; Fungi; Basidiomycota; Agaricomycetes; Agaricales; Hydnangiaceae. The record is from RefSeq and is a predicted model, not a curated record. The transcript is spliced from 9 exons. Gene Ontology annotation, molecular function: ATP-dependent chromatin remodeler activity; ATP binding. The coding region runs from base 1 to 3942 and encodes 1313 amino acids.